This is a messenger RNA of Lachancea thermotolerans CBS 6340, 1833 nucleotides long. It is a transcript of the gene AIP1, whose product is annotated as Aip1p. The transcript has a single exon. Gene Ontology annotation, biological process: positive regulation of actin filament depolymerization; actin filament depolymerization. The coding region runs from base 1 to 1833 and encodes 610 amino acids. NCBI's taxonomy places the organism in Eukaryota, Fungi, Ascomycota, Saccharomycetes, Saccharomycetales, Saccharomycetaceae. Gene Ontology annotation, molecular function: actin filament binding. The record is from RefSeq and is a predicted model, not a curated record. Gene Ontology annotation, cellular component: cortical actin cytoskeleton.
AUGGCUAAUCUUGAUCUGAAGACAGUCUUCCCACCGGUGCCAGCUGCCGAGCGCAAUUUCGCGACAAAAAUCUCGUUCAACCCUCAAAUCAAGUGUGUGGCAUAUGGGUGCGGAAAGGCCGUGUACGUUAGAUCGCUUGACGAUGACUUCUGUGUUCAGUUCAUAGGCCAUGGUACAGCGAAGGUGACAGUCGUGCGCUUCUCGCCUGCAAAAGGCUCCCAGUACCUAUGCUCGGGUGAUGAGCACGGGAGGGUUAUGGUGUGGGAUUGGACACGUGAUGAGAACGGGCAAGUGUCAACCGCGCUCAAGAGCGAGUUUCAGGUGCUUGCAGGCCCCAUCACAGAUAUCAGCUGGGAUAUGGAGGCACGCCGCCUCUGUGUAGUCGGUGAAGGACGCGACAAGUUUGGUGCAUUCAUUUCUUGGGACACUGGAAAUUCAUUGGGCGAGCUAAGCGGGCACUCCCAGCGUGUAAACGCAUGCCACAUCAAACAAAGCCGUCCAAUGCGUUGUUUUACGGUUGGGGAUGACGGUGCUUGCGUUUUUUUUCAGGGCCCCCCUUUUCGCUUUUCAGGUAGUGACAGGACACAUCACGAUCAAGGAAAGUUUAUUCGUGACGUUAAGUUCUCGCCCGGACCAGGCGCCUACGCAGUUUCAGUCGGCAGCGAUCGUAAAAUUGUUUGCUUUGACGGGAAAAGUGGCGAAUUCGUCAAGUACAUCGAGGACCCUACGGACCCUGUUCAAGGUGGCUUGUACGCCGUUGAUUGGAUAGACGAAGGCGACAGCUCGAAGAAAUUCGUGACUGCCAGCGCAGACGCCGCUGUUAGAAUGUGGGACGUUGAAUCAGGAAAGUGUGUGCAGAAGUGGACGCUGGAGCCAACCUUGCCCAACCAACAAGUUGGUAUCGCCACAAUUAGCGAGACUCAGGUUGUCUCUGUAUCGCUCGACGGUUCGCUCAACAUAUUCCAAGUUGGGCAGAAAUCUCCUGUAAAAAGAAUUGUGGGGCAUAACAAAACUAUAACUGCCUUGGCAACUUCCCCGCUUGUCUCUGGUUCUUACGACGGCAGAAUUAUCGAAUGGAGCUCAGAUCCAAACUCCGCAAAGAUGUUAAACUAUCAUAGUAAUCUUGUGGUUGCAAUUGAGAACAUGAACCACACAGCCACAACCUCAUGGGACAGUACGUUCCAGAUCGACGGCAAAGUAUGUUGCACUUUCUCGAGCCAGCCCAAAGUCGCUGCUUCGCAUGAGGGUGUCAAGGCAGUCGUGACCUUGGAUAAUAAGCUCCAGAUCCUUGACUGCGAGAACGGCAAUAUUUUGUCUUCCCGUGAGCUUUCGGGAAACGCUUCUUCCGUCGGCCUUGGCAAGCAGUUUAUCGCCGUGGGUUACGAACAGUCAAAUGACAUAGAAGUUUUCAAAUUAUCUGACCUUUCUGUUAGUUUCACUCUCACAAACGGCCUACGGGCAACUCCCUCCUGCCUCUCAUUAUCACCUUCGGAGAAAUAUCUAGCUGCCGGUGACGUUAUGGGUAAAAUUCUUUUGUUUGACUUAGAGACCAAAGGUGUAAAAACCUCGCGCUGGGCAUUCCACACAGGAAGAAUCAACGGCAUGUCUUGGAGACCCACCGAAAAGGGUUCCGAAGAAGAAGAAGAAGACCUCAUUGCAACUGCCUCCCUCGAUACCCAUGUCUUUGUCUACUCCCUUAAGAGACCUAUGAAGAGCAUAAAACAUUUGAAUGCCCACAAAGACGGUGCGACAUGCGUUGCUUGGGAUGGGCCUUCGACGCUUUAUUCCGCAGGGGCUGACUCUUGUAUUAGAGAAUGGCACUUGACAUUGUAA